ACACGCGGUUCUUUCCGGACAAACGUUUUUUUAGGUAAUAAGCGUCGAUUCGGUCAGGAUGAUUGCAUACAUUCAGGCUCCCAGAAGGAAAAAGGAUGACGGAUGGAAAACGUUUAUUGCACGCAGCAGAAGAAAAAAAAUCCGCCCAUAAACAGAUUUCUUCAUAACACUGACUGACAAGUUAUAAAACUAUUUCACAAAUCAUGUUGUGCAUUAAAUUUCAUUGAAAUCACUAGCGAAUAGAAUAAGAAGCUCAACAAUGUUAACUAAGGCCCAUGUCAUUGGUUUUUCGCAUGCGAUUUUAUCCUGAAGCCUGUCAAAUUUUUGUAUGGGAUUUGACAGAUUAAGUCGGAAGAGGAAAUCAUUGCAAUUUGUUACAUUGACUGUGCUGAGCUAAACAUUUUAAAACCUACCGAAAACUACCAAAAAACUGAAACUCCUACCGUCUACCGCCCAAAAAAAUCUGGUCACACUGUCUACGAGCGUUCGCAAACGGAAAACAGCUGACAGUUUGCGCUUGCCACAGACCAAAGGGCGCUAAAAACGUUGCAAAUCAAAAUAGAAAAUUUUGGCUACGAAUCGCAAUGAAUAUUCCAAGCUUUCGGCCCAAUUACUACAGCCUGGACGAUAUUGCGAUAACGCAGGAACGCAUACCAUGCCGCACGACGCAGGAUCUCCACAUGAUGGGUUUUCUGGACGCUUCGGAAAAAUCUCCCAACCUAUCGAACAACCACACGCUCGAGCUUCCGCUUUGGGUGAUGCUCACGCAAGACGAUAGAAAUCCACACUUUGAAGCUCUUGUCCCCGACAUCUACAGUGCGGCCUAUAAGGAAAUCUACCAGGCAGAUGCGAAUUACGUGGAGCUCGGUGCGCUUUGCAAGUUUUACUUCGAGCUGGGCAUGUACCUGACGCGCUACCAGAACAAUAACAGUGUGGCGGAGAUGCUUUACACCACGGCACAGGAGCGGCUCAAGGGGCUGAAGGAUCUGUGCCAGAAUGUCGGCAACGAUAGCUUGAACGUGGCCAGCAAGUUCGACUUCAGCGAGCGGUUGCUGUUCAACGAGGGCACCAAAACGAACAAGCUGUUCGACGACUGGCUGCAGGAGCGGCAGGUCCACAUCAAAUCGACCGAGAUCGCGAUUAACAUACGCAAGCGCAAGCGAAGUCCGGACGGGGAAACGCAGGAGGAGCAACAAUAAAACGGGAAAUUGCUUUUUCUUUGGUCAAAA
Molecule: messenger RNA, 1229 nt
Organism: Anopheles merus
Lineage: Eukaryota; Metazoa; Arthropoda; Insecta; Diptera; Culicidae
Gene: Psf3
Product: DNA replication complex GINS protein PSF3
Exons: 4
Coding region: 585-1199 (204 amino acids)
Biological process (GO): mitotic DNA replication initiation
Cellular component (GO): GINS complex
Source: RefSeq, a predicted model, not a curated record